Molecule: messenger RNA, 2672 nt
Organism: Mercenaria mercenaria
Lineage: Eukaryota; Metazoa; Mollusca; Bivalvia; Venerida; Veneridae
Product: biorientation of chromosomes in cell division protein 1-like 1
Exons: 11
Source: RefSeq, a predicted model, not a curated record
AACAUAGUAGAAAAAGGGAACAAAAAAAAAAUCAACAUGACUGCUGGGUCCUCUGAAAAGAAAGAGGCCGACCCAGAGAUAGUUGAGAAAAUAAUACAUACAUUGAAGUCACAGGGAUGUUUUGAUCAGUUUAGAAAAGAAUUUAUUGCCGAUGCAGACACAAAGCCGGCCUAUCACAAUCUACAACAGAGGGUUGAGUCGUAUGUGUCACGUUUCCUGAGCCAGCAGAAAUGGAGUCCAAAACUGAACAAGAAUCAACUGAGAGAGACGCUCCGCAGGCAGAUCAAUCAGUCUGGUAUGUUGAACAAGGGCGUGGAGAGAAUUGUGGAACAGACAAUAAAUCCAAAGAUCAUGCAGCUGAUCAAACCAAAGACAGACGAGGUGACGUGUGAACACCUGAACAUCAGUCUAACAGAACACAAAAAUGCACUGAAGAGAAAACAACAAGAACAGCAAGAGAAACUGAUGAAAUCCCCGGACUCUGCCAGCAUACAGAGUCUCCUUAGUAUAAACUUCAACUCCCCACCACCAGGUUCCAAUGCUCCUCCUUUCACCAAUACAAGUUCCCCAGCCAUGCCUCCUGGACAGUUCAACCCAGGACCACCAGCAGCAGGAAUGCUGGGCCCGACACCCACACCGGCACCUAGCCAGUUUCCUCCACAGCUUCCUGGCUUCAGCAACACCAACCCAGCUGGUCUGACAUUUCCAGGAAUAAGUCAACAGAGUUUCCCUUUUCUACCACAUGGCUGGAAUGCUUCAUUGAAUGCUGGAUUUCCACCAAUAUUUCCAGGCCACCCACCAUUCCAGACAUUUAGCAUCCCACCCCCGGGGACAGCAAUGACUGUCCCCCCACCUGCUGCCGGGGGUCUUCUGUUACCCCCAGUGAGCAGUGCGGGAGUCGCCACCUCUGUGGCAGCUCUUAACAAGCUGUCUCCUGUUAAAGGUAUCAAAGGUCUUAAUGCUUUACUUGGCCUCCCGACCCCCUCAGAGGAACCUGCACCUCCAGGAACAGUCAUCCUUCCUGAUGGUACCCAUAUACAGAAAAAGAGACCACACUCCAGCAUUCAUGGUGGGGAGGACUCCAAAGACGGCAUUACGUAUGAAGGAGAUAACGAUGUAUCUUUACAAAGUAUACCAAUUCCUGACUCAGAGAAAGACCUGGCAGAGAGAGCUGUGAAUGAGCAGAUACAGAAAGCGAUGCAUGAGGAGAUGGCAGCUAAAGGUGAACUAGAAGGUGAUCUUGGAGAUCAGACUGGGGAAGGCAAGAGACAGUACAGGUUUGCCUGGGACGAAGAUAUACAGGAAGUAGAUUUAGAGGAUUCUGUGGGAUCAAGUGAUAUCAGCUCAGUUCACACAAGUGAUCUGUCACACUUUGAGGACAGUGAAAACAGUUCAGACAGUGACCUUGAAGAUCUGGAGAACAAGUUGUUGCAAUUGGAGAAGAAACAGAAAGAUGAACCAGUUGAAGAACAUAUACCUGAGGUCCCCCAGGAGACAGUUGAGGCCCAGGUAGAGGCAAUGGACACUGUAAAUGCAGCUGGAGAGGCCCUAACAGAAACUACCAUAGAUGCCAGUCCUGUUAAAUCUCAGCUACUGGUCUCAACAGAUGCCCAGGUAACUGCUGGAGUUGCUUUGAAGAAAGAGGUUGCCGGAAAGCCGCGUAAACUUCUGUCAUUACAGUACAACUACAGUGAUAGUGAUGAUGAGGAGACAAGGGAGGAGAGAAAGGCGAGAAUUGCUAAGGAGAAAGAAGACCGAUACCAGAGAAGACUUCAUCGGCGAGCGGAACUAGAAGCAAAACGUAAAGAACGUGAAGAAGAAAGAUUACGCCAAAAACUUGAGAAAUUAGAACGUGCAAGAGAGGCACAGGGAAAAGCAGAGAAAGUAAAACUAGAGAAGGAAGAGGCAGAGAAGGAAAAAAUAGAGAAAGAACAGGCAGAGAAAGAAAAUGUAGAGAAAGAAAAAGUAGAACAAGAAAUAGUAGAAGAAGAAAAAGUAGAGCAAGUGGAAGCUAAAACAGCUGAAGUUGAUGUUGCGGAAGUUGAUGUUGCUGAGAAGGAACAGCCUGUAGAAAAACAAGAAACUCAAACUGAGGAAUUAGUUAGUGAAAGCACUGAAGAUACAACUACAAGAGCUGAUGUAGAAGCAUCUGUAGAGAGUACUGAAGAUAGUAAAGCAGCUGUUGUUGGUGUAGAUAAAGAGACAGAAGUAGUAACAGAAGUUAAAGAAGAAAAACCAGCAGAUUUGAAUGCAGAAGAUGUUCCCAGAUCAGAAGAUGAAAAGGUACAAAUUCCUGAUGUUACAGAAGACAGUGGAACUGUGGUUGCCAUGGAAACUGACACAGUCAAAACUGAAAUAAACACUGAAGAGCUGGAACCUGCAACAGAAGUUAAAGAUGAAACUAAAGCUGAAGCUGUGAAAGAAGAGAAAGACACCAGCGUUGAUCCCAACAUUUCUGAUGCUCACGCUAUAGUGGACACGAGUCUCAAUACAGAUUCUUCCGCCACUGCAACAGAGUCUAGCGUUACCUUGGAUACAAGUGUGCCAGAGGUACCAAGCUCACCGGACAAGAAGAAACACAAACGUAAAACAAAGGCAGAACUGAAAGCUGAACUCAAAGAACAGAAAGUGAUGGAAAGGAAGAGUAGAAGACAAAGAAUCAGAAAUAAAAG